Molecule: messenger RNA, 2316 nt
Organism: Papaver somniferum (opium poppy)
Lineage: Eukaryota; Viridiplantae; Streptophyta; Magnoliopsida; Ranunculales; Papaveraceae
Product: LRR receptor kinase SERK2-like
Exons: 12
Coding region: 509-2071 (520 amino acids)
Biological process (GO): protein phosphorylation
Molecular function (GO): protein binding; ATP binding; protein kinase activity
Source: RefSeq, a predicted model, not a curated record
CUUCUUCUUCCUUUUCUACUCGAGUGAGACAGACAGUAGUGUUUUUUACUCUUGUUCCAGACACACGUAUAAGUAGAAAUCCUUCUUUCUCCAGAAUCAGAAUGAAAAAUAAUAAACAACAACCUUUUCUUACUCCGAAGCAGAUCUCUUAAUAGAGAUAUGGCAUUUGGUCAAGAAAACUUUGGGUGUUCCGUGUAAUCACUUGGAACAAUGCUAUUAAAGAUGGGAUUGGUCUAUGGGCUUCUGCUUUUAAUUUGCCUGGAUUCCUUCGUGACAUCUGAUUAUCAAGGGGAUGCAUUGUAUGCUCUGAGGGCAUCGUUGAAUGCUUCUUCCACUCAGCUCUCAGAUUGGAACCCAAACCAAGUUAACCCAUGCACCUGGUCCAAUAUAAUUUGUGACAAUAGCUACAAUGUCAUUUCUGUAACACUAUCAGCCAUGGGAUUCUCUGGAUUUCUGUCCCCUAGAAUUGGUGGGCUGAAGACCCUUUCCUCGCUCUGACACUCAUCAGAUGAAUUCAUCAUACAGCACAUUACAAGGUAAUAGGAUAACUGGUGAGAUACCGGAAGAGUUCGGUAACCUAUCAAGCCUGGUAAGCUUGGAUUUGGAAAAUAACCAAUUAACUGGUCAAAUUCCGUCUUCUCUUGGCAAUCUUAAAAAGUUACAGUUCUUGAUGUUGAAUCAAAACAAACUUCAAGGAAGUAUUCCAGAAUCCAUUGCGAAUCUCCCAAACUUGAUUGAUCUGAGAGUAGCUUCCAAUAAUCUGAGUGGUCAAAUACCUGAUAAUUUAUUUCAAGUUGCAAAAUAUAAUUUUUCAGGAAAUGACUUAAAUUGUGGCGUAAGUUUUCUGCAUCCUUGUGCUUCUAAUAAUAAUAAUCCAGUUGCCCAUCAAUCAAAGCUUGGGAUUCUAAUCGGAAGUGUGGGAGGUAUAAUUGUAAUUUUACUUCUGGGGGGUCUUUUAUUUUUCAUCUGGAAGGGAAAGCAGAAAGGUUAUAAACGUGAUGUCUUUGUAGACGUUGCAGGUGAAGAUGACCGUCGAAUCGCUUUUGGGCAGCUGAAAAGAUUCUCAUGGCGAGAACUACAACUGGCUACUGAUGAUUUUAGUGAGAAAAAUGUUCUUGGUCAAGGAGGUUUUGGGAAGGUAUAUAAAGGAGUUCUUGGAGAUAAUACAAAAAUUGCUGUAAAGCGAUUGACUGAUUAUGAAAGUCCAGGAGGAGAGCAAGCUUUCCUUCGUGAAGUUGAGAUGAUAAGUGUAGCAGUGCACAAGAACCUAUUAAGACUGAUUGGUUUCUGUACUACCCCAUCAGAAAGGCUUUUGGUGUAUCCUUUUAUGCAAAACCUAAGUGUUGCCUAUCGUCUUAGAGAGAUUAAACCUGGUGAUGAAGUUCUAGAUUGGCCAUCAAGAAAGCGAGUGGCAUUAGGAACCGCUCGUGGAUUAGAAUAUCUUCAUGAACAUUGCAAUCCUAAGAUUAUUCAUCGUGAUGUAAAAGCUGCCAAUGUACUACUUGAUGAGGACUUUGAAGCUGUUGUUGGUGACUUUGGCUUGGCAAAAUUGGUGGAUGUAAGAAAGACUAACGUCACAACUCAAGUUCGUGGGACUAUGGGCCAUAUUGCACCUGAAUAUCUGUCCACUGGGAAGUCAUCUGAAAGGACUGAUGUUUUUGGCUAUGGAAUUAUGCUCUUAGAACUUGUAACUGGACAACGAGCAAUUGACUUUUCUCGUUUAGAGGAAGAAGAUGAUGUUUUGUUACUUGACCAUGUAAAGAAACUCCAAAGAGAGAAACGGUUAAGUGCCAUUGUUGACCGUAACUUGUGUAGAAAUUAUGUCAGUGAAGAAGUUGAAAUGAUGAUUCAAGUAGCAUUGCUUUGUACCCAAGGAUCGCCAGAGGAACGACCUACGAUGUCAGAAGUAGUUCGAAUGCUGGAAGGUGAGGGCUUAGCUGAAAGGUGGGAAGAAUGGCAACAAGUGGAGGUUAAUCGUCAAGAGGAGUACGAUAGAUUUCAAAGAAGAUUUGAUUUGGGAGAAGAUUCAAUAUAUAACCAAGAUGCAAUAGAGCUAUCUGGUGGAAGAUGAGAGGUACUCCAUUUUGACAUUUCGAUUGAUAGUCUAGUCUUCCAUGUGUAAAUCUCUAUUUUGGGCAUGUAAUCCCAGAGGUUUUCAAGUUAAAAAAAAAGCUUGAUCUCAUCCCAGUGAAAGAGGGCUUUGUUAUACGGAACUCUAGGUUUCUGUGCUUCUUUUUUGCACCCCACAAUUGUAAUCAUAAUUUUCUUGUAGUAAAAAUUUACCUAUAAUUUUUGUCAACAACUUUUUUUGUUUUU